AUGAACAGCCCUGAGGGAUCAUGGGUGGGAAUCCAGAGCUACAGUGCCACCAGCCGCUGUGUGUCCCGGCCCAGUCAGACACGCAGCCACUACAGGAAGCUGUUUGUGGUGCUGGUCAUCAUCGGCUCCGUCUGCAUGGUCAUCAUCACUUCUGGGUUCUUAUACAUCUGCUGGCAAAGACGACUGCAGGUAACCAAGACGACGACCAAAGACCUGUCUAAGGACGCCAGGGACAAGAUCUUAAACCUGUACAAGGCUGGAAUGGGCUACAAGACCAUCAGCAAGCAGCUUAGAGGCUGGAUAAGCACCGUAGCGAUGAACAACGGCAACAAGUGCAACCUGGGCUCCGGCUACGACAGCCCGAAGGAGAACGUGCCGAUAGGUGGAAUCAGAACCAGCCCCACGAGCCUCAUGAACAAGGGGAACAAGUUCCGCGACGGAGCCUACAGCGCGAGCGGGGAGCGGGGCGUGCAGCAGCAGAAGGCCGGCUCGCAGAUCAACUCCACCCGCUACAAGACCGAGCUGUGCCGGCCCUUCGAGGAGAACGGCUCCUGCAAGUACGGGGAGAAGUGUCAGUUCGCUCACGGCUACCACGAGCUGAGGAGCCUGUCCCGCCACCCGAAGUACAAGACGGAGCCGUGCCGCACCUUCCACACCAUCGGCUUCUGCCCGUACGGGCCCCGGUGUCACUUCAUCCACAACGCCGACGAGCUCCGGCCCGCUCCGGCCGCCAACGCCAACAUACAGCCGGGGGAGCCCCUGUCGACCCGCGAGCUGGGCGGCUACAGCCAGCGGGACAGACCCAAGCUCCACCACAGCCUCAGCUUCUCCGGCUUCUCCACCCACCACGGGCUCGAGUCCCCCCUGCUAGGCAGCCCCACGUCCCGGACCCCGCCGCCGCCCCACACCGGCUCCUCCUGCUCCCCCAGCUUCUACGACGAGGUGCUGUCCCCCAACUCUAUGUCCUGCAUCAACAGUGCCUCCGACAUUCCUGUCAUGAUAACAACUUCUGUUAUUUUUCCUGAUCAACAUGACAUUUCAACAAUGAUCUCGCGGAGGAGAACACGCCCGCCGCGACGUCUCAGAACACGAACUCUCAGGUGCUUGUUGCAGAUACAAGACAUUUUUCCGCCCCUCAACACAUGUACAAGCUGUAAGGACGCCAGGGACAAGAUCUUAAACCUGUACAAGGCUGGAAUGGGCUACAAGACCAUCAGCAAGCAGCUUAGUGAGAAGUAG
Molecule: messenger RNA, 1239 nt
Organism: Limanda limanda (common dab)
Lineage: Eukaryota; Metazoa; Chordata; Actinopteri; Pleuronectiformes; Pleuronectidae
Product: mRNA decay activator protein ZFP36L2-like
Exons: 5
Coding region: 1-1239 (412 amino acids)
Molecular function (GO): mRNA binding; metal ion binding
Source: RefSeq, a predicted model, not a curated record